AUGCCUGCCAAACCAAUUCUUCAUCCGUUGCGGACGCCCAAGAACAUGACGUUCCCUUCGGAACUACAACCAGACAAUGGAGUGAGGUUAGGCGCUCCAGGAAAGCAACAAGAUGAGAGUCUCUCAACACCUAUAACACCUCCCGCUGCAUACACCGAAUUCCUCAAAUCAUUCACGCCGGUCUUUACCCCGGAUGGCAACGGAGGUACCGUCACCCGCUUCGUCUGGGACAAGGCCAACAAGACCCCCACAUCCCAACCAGCCAGCGCAGUCAGUGGUUCAUUCAGCUUCCCCGAACCAACCAGACCAGCUACAGCAACAUUACCCCCUCCGUCACCCUAUGGAAGUGCACCGCACGGUCGUGACAUGAUGAGUCUGCGUCGCUUGCGCAUCCCGCCGCCAAUGCGGUAUUCCCCUACGCUGGAGACGCCGCGCAGUGCAACGACGCCCGUCCUAUCACCGUACUCUUACUCGUACUCCCCGGCCGAUUGGAAGAUGCGCUACUGGGAUGGCCCCCGGAGUGCAACGGUGGGGAGAGUCAGCGUGCGUCAUGUUGUCACUCACACGGUGACGUAUAAGCGGACGCAACUUGAGGAUCCGCCCAAGGGGAAGCGGAGAAAGCAUAACGAGACCAAGCAGGAGGAGGAAGAAGAAGAUUCCUAA
Messenger RNA from Aspergillus luchuensis, 663 nucleotides. RefSeq lists its product as uncharacterized. The coding region runs from base 1 to 663 and encodes 220 amino acids. The record is from RefSeq and is a predicted model, not a curated record. The transcript has a single exon. NCBI's taxonomy places the organism in Eukaryota, Fungi, Ascomycota, Eurotiomycetes, Eurotiales, Aspergillaceae.